GGCAGCUACAGACAACAUGGCUUCCACCUCAGGAAAAUCCGUUCUGUUCGUGUGUCUUGGGAACAUCUGCAGGUCUCCGAUCGCAGAGGCUGUCUUCAGGAAGAUGGCCACAGAGAGCGGCGUGGUGGACAAGUGGAGGAUAGACAGCGCUGCCACCUCCACCUAUGAGAUCGGGAACCCUCCUGACUAUCGAGGUGCAGCCUGCAUGAAGAAGCAUGGCGUGCCCAUGCAUCACGUGGCGCGUCAGGUGACGAAGGAGGAUUUCACGACGUUCGAGUACAUUCUCUGCAUGGACGACAGCAACAAGAGAGACCUAGACAGGAAAGCGAGCGGCAUAAAGAACUCCAAAGCCAAAAUCGAGCUGCUCGGCUCAUACGAUCCUGAAAAUCAAGGCGUCAUCCAAGACCCCUACUAUGGAAGCGAGAAGGACUUCGAGACCGUGUAUGAGCAGUGUGUACGGUGCUGCAGAGCCUUCCUGGAGAAAAACUCCUAACACAUACGCACAGCUGUUUUAUUCUGUGACAUGUGUGAUAAGUAUUGUACAUGGUGUCCCAAAAAUCUCCAUAUGUAAAGAUGUUAAAUGUUCUGAGGUCGGUCGCCGUGGCCGUGUGGAGUUGCACCCGAGAUCUCCAGAUCGAAGUCCAGCUGAUUUGUUUUUUUGUUUUUUGUUUGUUUUAUCUAUUGGAGCAAGGAAAAGCUUAAAACACAUGUAUUGAGACUUUUAGGACACCCUGAAGUAUGAAUAACAGAUUGCACUUAGUUUCAGACACACACACACACACACACAUACACUCAUACACUUAUGUAUCUGCUGUUUAAAAGAGAUGUUGUAAUAGGAAGAUAAAGUUUAUUUCAUUGUGGUAUGUGUGCUUAUUGUAAGACAUGCUGUCCUCUUCAUCUCAAAGGAAGGGAAAUGAAACCAAAACAAUAAACCAGAUAACAGAA
This is a messenger RNA of Clarias gariepinus (North African catfish), 945 nucleotides long. It is a transcript of the gene acp1, whose product is annotated as acid phosphatase 1. NCBI's taxonomy places the organism in Eukaryota, Metazoa, Chordata, Actinopteri, Siluriformes, Clariidae. The record is from RefSeq and is a predicted model, not a curated record. Gene Ontology annotation, molecular function: non-membrane spanning protein tyrosine phosphatase activity; acid phosphatase activity. Gene Ontology annotation, biological process: protein dephosphorylation. Bases 17 to 493 code for a protein of 158 amino acids. The transcript has 6 exons. Gene Ontology annotation, cellular component: cytoplasm.